Molecule: messenger RNA, 3595 nt
Organism: Cannabis sativa
Lineage: Eukaryota; Viridiplantae; Streptophyta; Magnoliopsida; Rosales; Cannabaceae
Exons: 25
Coding region: 183-3215 (1010 amino acids)
Biological process (GO): protein import into nucleus
Cellular component (GO): cytosol; nuclear envelope
Molecular function (GO): small GTPase binding
Source: RefSeq, a predicted model, not a curated record
GAUUUAAACUUUUAGGGCAUUUUUUUUUAUUUUUAUUUAUUUUUUUAUGCUACAAAAAAUAAAAGAAAAAAGUUUUGGGAAGAGAGAAGCUCUGUGUUGUUUCUCAGCUUUCAUUCUUUUCCCGGAAAAUUCUUGAUCGAAACCUUUCAUCUUCUCAACACUGAUUCUGAAGCUCGUUACUAAUGGCGCUGUCAGAGUCAGACCUCCCAGCGAUAUACUCGUUCUUGACCAACUCAUUGAGUGGCGACGAAAACGUUCGUAAGCCAGCAGAGGAGGCUCUCGCUCAGUGCGAGUCUAGGCCUGGCUUUUGCUCUUGUCUUAUGGAAAUUAUAAGUGCCAAGCAUUUGGCCAAUCAGGUGGACGUUAGAUUGAUGGCCUCACUGUAUUUCAAGAACAGUAUUAAUCGCUACUGGAGGAAAAGACGUGAUUCUUCGGGAAUCAGCAACGAGGAGAAAGUACAUCUGAGGCAAAAACUGGUAUCCCACUUAAGAGAAGAAAAUUAUCAGAUAGCUCUCACAUUGGCUGUGCUCAUCUCAAAAAUUGCUCGAAUUGAUUAUCCAAUAGAAUGGCCAGAUCUCUUUUCAGUUUUAGCGGAACAACUUCGGUCAGCAGAUGCUCUCUCUUCUCACAGAAUCUUUUUGAUCCUCUUUCGAACCUUGAAAGAAUUGUCCACUAAGCGUCUAAUAGAUGGCCAAAGGACUUUUGCACAGAUAUCUUCCCAUUUCUUUGAUUAUAGCUGGCAGCUUUGGCAAUGUGACGUGCAGACCAUAUUACAUGGUUUCUCUACACUUUCCCAGAGUUCAAAUGCUCUAGAGCAUCAAGAGGAGCUUUAUCUUAUAUGUGAGCGUUGGUUGUUAUGCUUAAAGAUCAUAAGACAAUUAAUAAUUUCUGGAUAUCCAAGUGAUGCAAAAAGUGUGCAAGAGGUUAGACCAGUCAAGGAAGUUUCUCCUGUGAUCUUGAAUGCUGUUCAAUCAUUUCUUCCAUUCUAUUCAACUUUACAGAAGGGACCCGCUAAAUUGUGGGACUUCAUAAAGAGAGCAUGCAUUAAGUUGAUGAAGGUUUUAAUUAAAAUUCAAGAAACUCAUCCUUUUUCAUUCAGCGAUAAAAGUGUCCUUCCACUUGUCAUGGUUUUCUGUUUAAAUAAGAUAACAGAUCCUGAACCAGAUGCAUUAUCAUUUGAACAAUUUUUGAUACAAUGUAUGGUAAUGGUAAAAAGUGUGUUGGAAUGUAAAGAAUAUAAGCGAAGUCUUAUUGGUCGAGUAGUCGAAGAAAAUGGAGUAACACUAGAGCAGAUGAAGAAAAACAUAUCCAAUGCUGUUAAUGGUGUCCUAACUUCCCUCAUGCCAAGUGAUCGCAUACUACUUUUAUGUAACGUGCUAAUAAGAAGGUACUUUGUUUUAACUCCUCAUGAUCUGGAGGAGUUGUACAACAACCCUGAAUCAUUUCAUCAUGAGCAGGAUAUGAUUCAGUGGACGGAGAAAUUGAGGCCUUGUGCUGAGGCUUUGUACAUUGUUUUGUUUCAUAACCAUAGUGAGCUUUUAGGUCCUCUUGUGGUUUCAAUCCUUCAAGAAGCAAUGAAUGGUUGCCCAACAUCAGUUACUGAAAUCACUCCGGGGCUGCUUCUUAAAGAUGCUGCUUAUGCUGCUGCUGCAUAUGUUUAUUAUGAGCUUUCAAAUUACAUGACCUUUAAAGAUUGGUUUAAUGGUGCAUUAUCACUUGAUCUCUCAAAUGAUCAUCCAAAUAUGCGUAUCAUCCAUCGGAAAGUUGCAAUUGUAUUGGGACAAUGGGUUUCUGAGAUUAAAGAUGAUACUAAAAGACCAGUAUACUAUGCUCUGAUCAAAUUGCUACAAGACAAAGACCUAUCUGUUAGAUUGGCAGCCUGUAGGUCGUUGUGUCUGCAUAUUGAGGAUGCUAACUUUUUAGAAGGAGCAUUCAUAGAUCUUCUUCCUGUGUGUUGGGAUUCAUGUUUCAAGUUGGUCGAGGAAGUCCAAGAAUUUGAUUCAAAGGUACAAGUUUUGAAUUUGAUCUCCAUUCUGACAGGUCAAGUUAAGGAAAUUAUUCCAUUUGCAAACAAAUUGGUGCUAUUUUUCCAAAAGUUUUGGGAGGAAUCUUCUGGUGAGAGCCUUCUGCAGAUUCAACUUCUAGUUGCUCUCAAGAACUUUGUUGUUGCUCUAGGCUAUCAGUCCCCUUGUUGUUACAAUAUGCUACUGCCCAUUCUGCAGAAGGGGAUUGAUAUAAAUAACCCGGAUGAGCUUAAUCUUCUAGAGGACAGCAUGCAGUUAUGGGAAGCCACACUUUGUUAUGCUCCUUCAAUGGUGCCUCAACUAUUAGCAUGCUUCCCCUGCCUAGUUGACAUCAUUGAAAGAAGUUUUGACCACUUGCAGGUUAGCGUCAAUAUAAUUGAGGAUUACAUCAUUCUCGGUGGAAUGGAAUUUCUAAGUAUGCAUGCUGCCAGUAUUGCCAAACUUCUUGAUUUGGUUGUUGGAAAUGUCAAUGACAAAGGAUUGCUUUCAAUCCUUCCAGUCAUUGACACUCUCAUACAGUGCUUCCCAAUGGAAGUUCCUCCCUUGAUCAGCAGCACUUUGCAAAAAUUAAUCGUCAUAUGUCUGAGUGGAGGAGAUGAAUAUGAUCCAUCCAAGACAGCCGUUAAAGCAUCUUCUGCUGCCAUCUUGGCAAGAAUAUUGGUUACAAAUACCAAUUAUCUAGGUCAGUUGACUGCAGAACCAUCACUUUCCUUGCUUCUUCACAAUUCAGGUGUCUCAACCGAAGAAAAUGUUCUUUUUGGCCUGGUUGACAUAUGGCUUGAUAAGGUCGAUAAUGUAUCUGCCAUUCAGCGUAAGACAUAUGGCCUAGCCCUGUCAACAUUUCUGAAACUUGGAUUGCCUAAAAUUUUAGAAAAACUUGAUCUAAUCUUGAGUGUGUGUACAAGUGUAAUCCUGGGUUGCAAUGAAGAUACGACUGAAGAGGAAUCCAGUAACAGUGGUGAUAAUAUGGGCUCCAGCAGGCCUCAUGGUGAAGGCACCAUUCCAAAUAAGGAGUUCCGGAGAAGACAGAUAAAAAAUUCAGAUCCUAUUUAUCAGUUGUCGCUUGAGGCGUCUGUGAGAGAGAAUCUUCAAACCUGUGCAGCCCAAUAUGGAGAAUCUUUCAAUUCAGCCAUUAGUAGCAUGCACCCUGCGGCACUUGCACAAUUAAAGCAGGCAUUGAAGAUGCCAUAGCUGGGUGAAGAGUGUCUUCUUCUGAUUCUUUUUUGGUCACAGAUUCAGGCACCCUUCUAUAUGCUCUCCACUGCUCCAAAAGUUGGGAGAUAUAGGGCACAUUUGAAGUUUGAGGCUUUCUGGAUGGGUGGUUUUUUUUUUCCCUACAUUCUUUUUUUCUUUUCCAUGUAAUUGCUCUGGUUGGAUUUUGCUUCUAGUUUAUAUAUCUUGAAUCUCAUUUGUAUAUGAACAAGAAACUCUGUAAAUAGGUUGUCAAUCUUUUUGUCGUUGUAUACAAGGUGAGAUGUGCACAGAGGGUUGCGGCAUAGAGUUCAACUGGAAACAAAUUAUACUAAAAUCUUUACAGGAAUGAGAAUUGGAAUGGCUAGUGAUGUGGUUCA